GAUGUACUUGUGUUGAUUUCGUGUUUUGUUGAGGUUUCUUGGUUCAGAUCCGUUGAGAAAUUAUGGUUUUGUCAUGGUCGGAGGUUUCUUGCAGCAAUUUGACUGGUUUCAGAUGCUUUUGUACUGGAAUUGAGCGAAUUAGGGCUUUGAAUGUAAAUUUUCGAAUUAGUUGGGAAAUUCAAAUGAAUUUGGUCCCUUUUUGGAUAAUUAGCCGUUUUGGUUUUUGAUUUAAGCGAAUUACGGUCCGAUGCCUGUUUCUGGAUAAUUUUCAGAUUUUGAGAGGUUUCAGCUGCCACUGUGUUUGAUUAAAUGAAAUAGGGUUUUCAAACGUCAAAUCUCAAGUGAUUUGGGAAAUUAAAGGGAUUUUGCCUGCUUUUUUUGGAUAAUUAAGCAGUGCUUGAGAGAUUUCAGAUUUUGUGUUUGGUUGAAGAGAAUUAGAGUUUUAAGUGAUUAGUUCGAUUUAUCUGCAUAAAAUCAGUGAAUUGUUUUUGUUAAGCUUUAUUGAUUCUAGCUCAUGAGAAAUUAUAGAUUUAGCUGCGCAUCAGUAUUUUGUUUGAACUUUUUGAAGAAUUUUCAUAUGUUCUACGUAUUUUUGGAAAAAUUGGGGUCUUGAUGUUUGAUAUGUUGAGCAUUUGAACCCACACGGGGUUUGGGCAAAUGGCAAGCAUCGUGGGUGUGCUCCCACAUACGCGAGUUUGAUUCCCCUCUCCGGGAUUACCUGAUGCACGUGGUUUGCGGGUGAUUGCUUGCAUCCACAGGGAAUAGUCUCACCCCAAAAUGGGGGCGGGACGACCUGAUGUCAUAAAUAUAUGUGUGCGCAUGCAUUAAGCAUUUGAAAUUUGAAGAAUUUAAUGAUCUUUCUGGGAUUUGAGAUUUGUUUGAAGAAGUUGCUCUAAGCUUGUGCUAGAUCAAAGCAAUCAGGCUCUUUCUUGGAAUCUGCAUAACCUAGCCAAUUUUGAAUUUGUUGAAGAGAUUACCUUGUUUUCGUGCAAUUCCAUUUCUCUCUAGUUGCAAAUUGGUAUAUGAGACUUGUGAAUGUUUUGGAACCCAUUGAUUCUCCUGCAGUCAUUCCCUAGUUGCUGGAGUCCCAGUAUUUCUGGUUUGGAUUGAUGUGAUAAGGGCUUACACGUUUUCGAAGAAAUUUCUGAUUUAUUCGGAGAGAUUUUAGUGGUCGCAGUUUGAUUAAUGUGGCAUACAUAUAUUGAUGAGCAGGUGAUUUGUUUCUCGGACUCCUAAAAAAUUAUUCCACACUGGAGGGGAAUUGCUGGUCCAAUUAGGGCUGGCUUCUGUAAUUCCAUCACGGCUCUAAGCAAAGAAAGUCGCGUAAACAUUAGAAGGGGUAGAGAAUGCUUGAGAGAUUGCCCUAAGUCCUUGCUUGCCUCCCCUUCUUUUCACGGUGGUCGGGGUGCCUUACCUUCAGCUGGUGGGCAUCCAGCAGAUCUGACCUUCCUCGCAGGUGGUGGUUGCUGAAAAAAGAUCAUUAGACUUAGGUUAUUUUUUGGUUAUUGGAACUUUGUAUAUAAGCAUGGUUUCAGUCAAGCAGUUUGAAGAUGACUAUCAUUUGUGGAAGCAAAACACUGGCUCUGAGUUGUCCAAAUGCCCCCGACUGCCUCUAAGUGGGAACUUGUCAGCCAUUAAGAUUCCCCUCUACCGGUUUGGUAGCCAACCAGCCCAUGGUAGUGGUGCCUAUGGAGGGUGGUCAUGCUCUGCUGAAGAGGAGCCCAGUUUAUUGGAUUCUCUUCUUCUUGCUCAGUGGGAAGAUUGCGCAUGGAAAGGUCUUCUCAGAUAUGAUGUGACGGCUUGUGAAACAAAGCUCAUUAGCGGCCAUUGGAAGUUUGUUGCUCAAUUGAAUGAAGCAUGGAAAUCCAAGUGCUUCACAGAACUUGAGGAGAACAAAGCCCCCCUCCAGAAGCUGGACCCUUUCAAAUUCAACCGCAUGAAAACCCGCAGGGAGGAGCUACUCUUCUGCGUUGCAAGUGGGGAGAAGGCGAAAUCUGAGCUCAUUACUUUGUCUGCAGUGCCUAAUGAUGCCAACUUGAUCAUUAUCAAUGCGAAUCCUGUUGAAUACGGCCAUGUUUUCCUUGUGCCACGCAAUUUCUAUCAUCAGUCAUGCACUCUGGAUGCAAGAUCAUUAGAAAUGGCCACACGGGUUGCUGUUGAAAUAAAUAAUUGCUCAUUCCGUGCCUUCUAUGACUGUCCCACAUCUUCAAGAGCAAGUCAUGUAUAUUUUCAGGGGUGCUACUUUGCGAACCCUUUACCUGUGGAGCUCGUGCCGGCCAUGCCUGUAUGUGGGGAUUGGCAGAAAAGAGGGAUGCAGAUCUGCGAGAUUGCAGAUUACCCUAUCAAGGCUCUGUUGUUCGAUGGCAAUGACAACUUGAAAGGUUUGGUCAAUUUAGUUUCGGAGAUAUGUUCCUACUUGCAAGACCAGGAGACUCCCUUCAGUCUUCUGAUAUCUGGUUGCGGCACUAAGAUGUUCUUGUUUCCUCAGGUGCGCACACCAGCAACUGAGUGCGACCAUUUUUCUGCUUGGCAAUGUGGUGGUCACUUUGUUUUCAAGGGGAGGCAUGACUUUGACCAGGUUACUGAGGCUUCUCUGGCCAAGCAUCUAUCCACCGUCUCCCUUGAAGAUGAUGCCUUCCAAUCGGUUAAGCAGCUCUGCUGCAGUGUUGCAAGCAAUAAGCUUGUUUCUUGAAUUGGGCCUGCACCCUUUUAUUGGACUGUUGGAUCCAAUUGGACUUUGGACUUUAAUAUCAUACUUUUACCUACUUCUCAAAUAAAUAAAUAAAUAAAUAAAAAGCAUACUUUAUGUUUGUGAAAGCCUUUUUUUUAUGCUACUCUUGUAAUAACAUUAUUUAUUGGUAUGGUUGAAAACCUGUGAAAAGUUA
This is a messenger RNA of Magnolia sinica, 2885 nucleotides long. RefSeq names its product GDP-L-galactose phosphorylase 1-like. The transcript is spliced from 8 exons. Gene Ontology annotation, biological process: glucose metabolic process. Gene Ontology annotation, molecular function: GDP-D-glucose phosphorylase activity. Gene Ontology annotation, cellular component: cytoplasm. The record is from RefSeq and is a predicted model, not a curated record. Lineage: Eukaryota; Viridiplantae; Streptophyta; Magnoliopsida; Magnoliales; Magnoliaceae. Bases 1526 to 2692 code for a protein of 388 amino acids.